Poeciliopsis prolifica (blackstripe livebearer) is the source of this 1789-nucleotide messenger RNA. Its product is annotated as zinc finger protein 180-like. The coding region runs from base 156 to 1526 and encodes 456 amino acids. The transcript is spliced from 4 exons. Gene Ontology annotation, biological process: regulation of transcription by RNA polymerase II. Lineage: Eukaryota; Metazoa; Chordata; Actinopteri; Cyprinodontiformes; Poeciliidae. Gene Ontology annotation, molecular function: DNA-binding transcription factor activity; RNA polymerase II cis-regulatory region sequence-specific DNA binding. The record is from RefSeq and is a predicted model, not a curated record.
AGAAAGCUCUAAGCUAGCUGCCACAAACACGCAGGGAUGUAAAGCUCGUCUUCCACGUCGUCUUAUGUUUUGUUUCCAGUGAUUUAUCAAUACAUCGUGGAAAAACGGAGUAACUUACACCUUUUCUACCCGCUUCCGACAUUAAAUCUGCGAACAUGGCUUCGUGCGUUCCCUUCCAGACCCAGUUGUCCUCAAUCAUGGAGGUCCUGGUCAAGGCAGCGGUGGCACAAAUCUCCAAGCUGGUGGAUGACAAAUGUGCCUUCCUGCAUCUGGAAAUAUCCCGCAAACAAAGCGAGAAUGAGAUGCUGAAGAGGAAGCUGCUGCUGAUGGAGAGCAAGAAUGCGCAGCUGCAGCGGGGAUUCGAAAACUACAUGGAUCGAGGAACUGAAUUAGGAAGAAAUGUUUCACAUCCCACUAGAGACUUAAAGUUUCCUGAGAUUCAAGGAUCCGGUGUUUCCUUCACAAUUAAGGAGGAAAGUCCGGAUGAGGCGCUGUGGAUCAGUGAUUCUGCUGCAGCCAUCGGCAAUGCCGUCCCGUAUCCUGCUCAGGAGAGCCAGCAGGUCAUCCAUCCAGAUGUUACCAGACUCAAGCCUGCAGAGUACAGCGGCCCGUUCAGCUCCGGCCAGCCGCCAGUCGACAUCAGCAGCCUCCAGUUCACAGUGAAGACAGAGAAGGAGGAGGACCAGCUGUCCUUUAGACAGGACAGAUGCCAGCACCGCGUGGGGAAGCAGACUCCCACCGCUGUCGACUAUCCCGUGGACGAGCGGGAAAGUCAGCUUUGGUCAUCGAUCAUCGAAGGGAAUGAAAUUGACGCCGGGUUUCCUGAUUUCUCCAGCGUGGUGGAGGAAUAUUCCAGCUCUUUCUCUGAGCAUUCGGAUGCCACGAACAUGGCGUCCAACACCAGUAAGUCGCCCGGCGUCCAGGAGCCGUGCAACGGGGUGUACGGCGGCGAGUAUCAGAAGGACGCGCAGCUGUCGCAUUUCCAGCCCGGAAUGCAGGACAAGCAGAAGGAGCAGCUGUUCCUGCAGCGGAGCGGCUCCCACGCCGCCCAGCUGGGCCCGCCGCAGGAGGAACGGCAGAGGGAGGCGGGCGCCGAGGACGGAGCGAACGCCGCCCAGCCGGCUAACGCCUUCACCACCAGCUGCUUCUACACUCACGCCCCCCAGAAACCCGUCGCCCCUGUUUCCCGCGGCUACGCCUGCUCCCAGUGCGGCAAGUCCUUCAGCCGCCUGCACCAGUUCAAGCUGCACCAGCAGAGCCACAGGAGGAAGCGCACGUUCUGGUGCAGCGUGUGCGGAAAGAGCUUCCAGUGCUCGUCGCACCUCAGCAUCCACCACCGGACGCACACGGGGGAGAAGCCGUACGGCUGCGGACAGUGCGGGAAGCGGUUCACGCAGCAGAGCAGCCUGCGGGUGCACCAGCGCACACACAGCGGCGAGCGGCCCUACAGCUGCUCGCAGUGCGGGAAGUCCUUCAUCAUGAUGCACCACCUGAAGCGACACAGGAUCAUCCACACCUACAGCUGAGGCGCCGGCGGCUGCCACAACCAAAUGAAAGAAGCCAAUGAACCACAGCUUGUUUGUUUGUUUGAUUGACUGAGCAAAAUCCAUCUGGGCUUUCGACAGAGUGUCAGGGCCACACUAAAAAAUUAUUUUAAAAAAAACACAUUUAUGAGAAUAAAUUUAUAAUAUUAUGAAAAUAAAUUUAUACAAGAAUAAAGUCAAAAUAAAUCAAGAAUAAUGUCAUAGUAUUACAAGACUAAAGGCAUAAUAUUUUGACUUUGUUAUAU